GCGUUUUAAUUGACGUUAGCGUCAGUCCGUUAGCUGCUACUGUGGAGAGCUGGAGGCCUCGUUCUCUGCUUUUUUUUCCCGUUUUCUUUGUAUAUUUAUCCUCUAGCUACGACCAUGGAGUCUGGCGAUGGAGGACGAGGAGGGUGGAUGUCCAAACCAGGUCAGCAGCAAAAAAACAAAAUGAACAUGAAUAUUCUUCGCCAAGAGAAACUGAUCGCUCAGAAGAAAAAGGAGAUUGAAGAAAGAAUGGCAGAGCAAGCAAAACUGAAUGCUCAGACAGCAAGCAAGUCCCUGCCUCCAAGUUUACCCAUCCCUCAGGGACCUUCUUCAAAUAAAUUUGCAAAUGAUGGAAGCUUCUUACAGCAGUUCAUGAAGAUGCAAAAAGAAAAAACAAACAAUACUUCGGAUUCCACCAGCGACUCCAAGGCUCCUUUAAGUUCAGGUCCAUCUCCAUCGGGAAACACUUUGCAGAAAAAAAGCGCUUUGGUCGGCCAGCGGCCCGGGGUUAAAGUUAGCAAAAUGCUCAGUCAGUUCAAGAGCUACGCCCAGCCCAAGAAGAACCCAGUUCUCAGCCAAAGGCCUAGCGUGUUUUCCUCUCCUGAUGAUGACGAUGAGGAAGAGGAGACUGAUUACUCCAGGUUCUUAGAGAUGAAAGUUUCUCCCCCAGUGGAUUCAGACACCAGACUCAUUAUCAACAAGAUGGCCUCUUUCGUGGCAGAAGGAGGACCUGAGCUGGAGAAGAAGGCAAUGGAGGACUACAAAGAUGAUCCUAUGUUCUCGUUCUUAUUUGAUAAAAGCAGCUUGGAGUAUCUCUACUUCAAACACAAAGUUGCAGUUUUGAAGAACAAUUUGCAGAAACUUGAGAAUAAAUCAGAAAAUGUCUCCCCCCCAGUGGACGUGGAAACCCAGGAAAUCAUUGAAAAUCUGGCCCGGUUUGUGGCGGAGGGUGGCCCCGAGGUUGAAGCCAUCGCCAUUGAACGCAACAGAGAAAAUCCCGCAUUCAGCUUUUUAUUCAACCAGCAAAGUCCAGCCUACUUUCUCUACAGAAAGAAACUACAAGAGUACCAUUCUGCAUCUCAGCGCUCUUCACCGUCACCAGCAGACUCCAGGACAGAAGUCCAGCGUCCAGUUGUGUCUUCAUUACCUGUACGCUCUCCACAGCUGACCAGCACAUCAGUGGCUCAACAUGAGGAGUCAGAAAUGCCUCCUGUCAAACGAAAGAGGAAGAGCAGAUGGGGGUCUGAAGAAGACAAAGUGCAGUUGCCAGUUCCACCAAUUGUUAUUCCCCAAGAUAUUAAUGUCCCAGAUCCCAACACACCCUCCUUAUCUGCUCAAGAGCUGAGUGGACUUGGUUAUAAGAAGGGAAAACCUCUUGGUUUGGUUGGAGUGACUGAGCUGUCUGAGGACCAGAAGAGACAAAUCAAGGAACAACAAGAGAUGCAAGAGAUGUAUGAAAUGAUCAUGAAGCACAAACGUGCAAUGGCAGACAUGCAGAAGUUGUGGGAGAAAGCCAUUAGAGAUCACCAACAUGAGUAUGACAGUGAUGAAGAACUGGACCAGGAUGACGGUACCUGGGAGCAUCAGCUGAGAAAGAUGGAGAUGGAGAAGACGCGUGAGUGGGCGGAGUCUCUGACAGAAAUGGGGAAAGGGAAACAUUUCAUUGGAGACUUCCUUCCCCCUGAGGAGCUGGAAAAAUUCAUGGAGACCUUCAAGGCUCUCAAGGAAGGCCGGGACCCCGACUACUCAGAAUAUAAAGAGUUUAAGUUGACGGUGGAGAAUCUUGGUUUCCGAAUGCUCAUGAAAAUGGGCUGGAAGGAGGGAGAAGGCCUUGGCAGUGAAGGACAAGGAAUCAAAGCUCCGGUUAACAAAGGAACUACCGCCAUGAACGGUGCAGGGUUUGGAGUCGAUCGCCCAGCUGAGCUAUCGAAAGGCGAUGAUGAGUAUGACGCUUUCAGAAAGAGGAUGAUGCUUGCCUACCGCUUCAGGCCCAAUCCCCUGAAUAAUCCACGGAGGCCAUAUUACUGAUAGAGGACUGUUUCUGUUUAUGCUCGUCAUUUUAUUGUAACAAAAGGAUAGUUUGUGCAUCCGCUGCUCAUACGGUUGGUUGCAAAAUGAAAAGUGUUUGACAGUAGAAAUUUUUGCGUACUUGUCUGUCAAAGAAAAAGAAAGAGAACAUCUCAAAUGUUGAAAAAGAUUGUUAGGAAAUGUUGUAUAUUACACUAAACUAUCAGGUUUCUAUAAACAUUUGCUAAUUUUGUCUGUUACUUCGCGAUGAAUUUGUGUAACAUGAUAAAAUAUAUGAAGAAGUCCAUCUGGUUUUCAUCAGUAUUUCACUCCUGUAUUUUCUGGCUUUCUUCUGGAUCUGUGCGCCCUCAGCUAAAUAAAAAUUUUGUAUAAGUUCACGGUCUUCUGUAUAAGUUCUCACAUUGAGUGAGGUUGUCACUGUGCCGCAAUCAUUACAAUGUAUCAUAACUUCCAUUGUUCACAAUAAUAAAAAUAAAAAAAAACCUUACCUGAAAUA
Xiphophorus hellerii (green swordtail) is the source of this 2521-nucleotide messenger RNA. It is a transcript of the gene sugp1, whose product is annotated as SURP and G patch domain containing 1. Bases 115 to 2025 code for a protein of 636 amino acids. NCBI's taxonomy places the organism in Eukaryota, Metazoa, Chordata, Actinopteri, Cyprinodontiformes, Poeciliidae. Gene Ontology annotation, cellular component: nucleoplasm. Gene Ontology annotation, molecular function: RNA binding. The transcript is spliced from 14 exons. The record is from RefSeq and is a predicted model, not a curated record. Gene Ontology annotation, biological process: RNA processing.